UAAAUCUUUACCGAGCUGGGUUCUCCCCUUGUCGUCGGCGCAUGGCGGCGCCGGCAGAUGAGCCGCCGCCACCUCUCCCGGCGGACGCCGUCGUGGAAAUUCUGUCUCGCUUGGGCGACACCGUCGCCAUCAUCCGCUGCGCGGCCACCUGCAAAGACUGGCGCCGCCUCAUCCUAGAGCCGUCCUUCCUUUCCCACCGCCGCGCCGGCCCCUCGACCCUGCUCGGAUUCUUCUUCCGGGACACCUCCCAGAGGCUGCCCCGCCGCCGCCUCUACCGCCGCCGCCCCACGCGCUUCCUCCUCCUCGGCCCCCCUCAGCCGCCGGCAACCGCCGCGCUCCACCUGUCCCGAUUCCUGCCGAACGCCGCCGACCUCCGCGGGUCCGCCCCCGUCGCGUCGGGCCCCGGCGGGCUUCUCGCCCUCCGCCGCUCCCCGGCCAGCUGGCACGGCUCCACCAAGAUCUGGGUCUGCGACCCCAUGGCCGGGACCUCCACACUUCUUCCCCCUCUCGCGCCCACACAUUCCUCCCCGGAGAGCUUCGUGUUCCUCGACGCCGACGCCUCCUCGUUCCGCCUGCUUGCGGCGAUGGAGUACCCAACGGCACCAUACAUCCUCAUGCGCAUCUUCUCCUCCCGAGCUGGGCAGUGGGGCACGGCCGUGACAGCCCAGCUUCCUGACAACAUGGUGCUCUUCCUCAGCUCCCCUGCCGUCGUCCACCGUGGCGCCGUCCACUGGAUAUGCGGCACCCGAGCCCUCCCGAACGCGGUGCACGCACUGGCGGUGCGCCCCCACGAGACGGCGGAGGCGUCCGUGUGCCGUUUCGACCUUCCGCUGCGUGCAGGCAUGCACCGCCUGACCCACUCGCCAGGGGCGGUUCGCUUGUCCAGUUCAGCUCAGGGGUGUCUCUCCUUGGUUCUUCUGGAUGAACCUGUGAUCUCCAUCUGGAAUUUCCAAGACGGCGCCACUGGUGCCAAUUCGUGGGUGCUCCACAAGACGGUAUAUCUGAUGUCCGUGCUGCCAUCGACCAUUUUUGAUGAUCCUACUGCGGAGCGGGAGCUCUCUAUUGAAGCAUUGUGUGACCAGAGCGGCUCCUUGUUCUUGCGUGCGGAGGACGAGUGCCUUUUUGUGCUCAACCUCGAGACAGAGAUGGUGUCAAAAGUAGGUGAUGAUCAUUGUGUCAAGUACCUGUGCCCAUAUGUGCCGGAUUUGAGUUCUUGCCUAGGAGCCAUGAAAAAUUUCUGAUGUUGGAUCAAAGUUCAGGUUUCUGUUCUCAUCACCUGGUUUAAUUCCUGUUAAGUGGAAUGGAGUGUUUAGUUCUGUUUGGAUGUAUUUUACCAUGGGUCCAUCUUAUCUGUGAUGUAUCACAUAUUUAUUGUCACACAUGGCAGACUUAUACUGUUUUAUUUACAACUG
Lolium rigidum is the source of this 1412-nucleotide messenger RNA. RefSeq lists its product as uncharacterized. NCBI's taxonomy places the organism in Eukaryota, Viridiplantae, Streptophyta, Magnoliopsida, Poales, Poaceae. The coding region runs from base 42 to 1241 and encodes 399 amino acids. The record is from RefSeq and is a predicted model, not a curated record. The transcript has a single exon. Gene Ontology annotation, molecular function: protein binding.